UCCAGCACAGCCGCCGUAGCGCCCCAGCAGGCCCGCCAUGACGUACCCGUGCCGACCGGCAGCCAUGCCGCUUCACACGCCUCGCCGACGGCGGCAUCUGCGCUGCUCGACGGCCUGGAUCCCUUUGAGCUGCUCACCGACGAGGUCAAGAACAGUUACCUGCGAUGCUCGUACAAGUGGAGCUUCCACCACACCCCAACCCUGCUGCUGCGCAUCCGUGACCGCACCCUCGAGCCAUGGAUGGCCUGGGCCAUGCUGGCGCUGGCCAUCCGAUUCGUCAAGGACCCCCCGCCCCCCUUCCGCUCCCAGACAGAGGCUAGCAAUGCCUAUGCCGCCCAUGCCCGCCAGAUCCUGCAGCAGGACCUCGAAACGCCCUCCAUCAGCCGCGUCCAGGCCCUCCUCAUGCUGACCGGCCAUGACUGGGGCGCCGGCAACGGAAGGCGCGCCUGGAUAUACCUGGGCAUGGCCAUCCGCCUCGUCGAGGUCAUGGACCUGACGCGCGAGACGGGCAUCCCGCGCAACCGCGUCCCCACGCGCGAGGAGUUCAUCGAGGCCGAAGUCCGCCGCCGCACCGCCUGGACCUGCUUCCUCAUGGACUCGCUGCUGAGCGGCGGCAAGGGCCGCAAGAGGUCGCUGACGGCCGCAGACAUGUCCAUCCAGCUGCCCUGCGAGCGCGAGGACUUUGUCUUUGGCGAGCCCAAGUGCACCCCCCAGCUCGACAACACCCAGCGCAUGCCCCCCGUCGCCCUGCCCGUCGGCGAAAUCGGCAUCAUUGCCUACAGCAUGCGUGCCGCCAACAUCUGGGGCAAGGUCGCUCGCUGGGCCUGCAACGAAGACCUCAAGACGGAGCUGCCCUGGUCCUCGUCUUCGCAGUUUCAGCAACUCAUCUACGAGCUCGAAGGCUGGAAGUCGUCACUGCCCCAGCGCCUCCAGUACGACCUCUUUACCCUCCACAGCCACAAUGCCGUCGAGCAGGGCCAGGCCUACUGCUACAUGCACUGCAUCCACUUUAUGAGCUACAUGUUCUUGCAUCGCGCCUACUUGCCCGUGCUCGGCCCU
This is a messenger RNA of Exserohilum turcica Et28A, 1059 nucleotides long. RefSeq lists its product as uncharacterized. Gene Ontology annotation, cellular component: nucleus. Gene Ontology annotation, molecular function: zinc ion binding; DNA binding. Lineage: Eukaryota; Fungi; Ascomycota; Dothideomycetes; Pleosporales; Pleosporaceae. The transcript is spliced from 2 exons. Gene Ontology annotation, biological process: DNA-templated transcription. The record is from RefSeq and is a predicted model, not a curated record. The annotation marks the transcript as partial.